GCUGGGUUGGUUCCUGCGCUUCUCUUCUCUCCUUACCUCAGUCGACCUAAGGUACCUAACGUUAGGUAUUCCAUCCACUUCUACCCAGGCACGGAGUACCUAGGUCUUGGAUUUAUUUCUUACUCCCGUCUGAUAUUAGAUGGAUGCUGCUUGUAUUGACUGUAAAACCCCUUCGACGACAACCAAGAGAAAAGGAAACGAAAUUUGAUAAAGGCUCCGUUUUCGUUCAAAGGCCGUCUUGGGCUUCGAAGAACCACUACUUGAUCCUAUCAUUGUUCCUCCUCUCGUCUCAGUCAAUCGCCCCUUAUUCAGCCAAUUUUCCCUUCCUUUGUCUCUUGUCUCGCCUCCACUUCUGCAUCUGCUGCAUCUCGUCAUUAGGCUGAUUCACUUCCUCGACGCCUCAGAAUCGAGUCGGCCAUCUCGUCUUGCCUUACAAAGACGGACAAACCCAUUAUACAGAUCAUCCCGUAUCCUCGGUAAGACAAUCUCACACCCUCGUUGUGCGCCUUUGAACCUUUUCUCGACACAAACUUCCAUACCCGGCCUUGCCAGCUCUUCUCAGGAGAUAUCCUUGUGCCGGUCACGGCGACAGCCGACAUAAUCAUUGUCAGAAAGAAAAAGACCACCCAAGCGGAAAGGCAGGCAAAGGCAAGGGAAUCGCGACAACCUAACGAGGCCCUGAACUGUACUGCAACGAAUGCCGUUUAGCGCCUCUUGGAUCCCGCCAUCGUCCUUGGCCUGCAUCCGACCCACGCGCCAGUCCCAGGCUCAUUCUAUUCUGAGCCAAGAUUGCCAUCCCAGAACAAACACAGGCGUUCCCGUCCCUGCCCUGGACGUGUUAGGUACUGACUGCACUGUACCGGUACGGUACCGUACCGCCUGUCCGUCGGCUCUCUCCACUAUCUCAUCCUCUAGUGACUAUCGCCAUUCACCGUUGGUUUCUGCUUCCUGCACCCUUUCCCUUUUUUCAAUAUCUGCACCUAAUUCUGUUUGAAGCCAACACAACAUUCUUAUACCGAGUCUUUUGUGCCAUUAUAAGCGAACCGCUCUAUUCUACAUGUGCUGACAUCCUCCUCGAAUUGUUGGCAGAGGCCUCGUACGGCUUGCUUUUCUGUUUCCCCACUCACGAUCCAUCGUCGGCCUCCCCUCGAUAUCAGCCGCCGUUGUCCCUCAAGUAACCCACCUCUAUCAACCGAAGUUGUUGAUCCUCCUCAAAAACCGUUCCAAAGUCUAUAUUCCAACAAACAUCGACAUCUUGGAGGGCGACCACCCGGGUCAUGGCCGGCUACCAACGACCCAUGAGUUUUUCCGAAAGACGAGGAAGCGCCCUCAGUGACGACUUGACCCUCGGCACAUCGACGAAUCCCAUGGUUAACCACCGCUUGGAAAAGCUGCCUCAGCAGCAACGGCACUUGCGUGGACCUCCUACUCCCAGCAUGUCUACACCCGCCGCGGACUUUGAUCAACAACUCACUGGCUCACCUCCACCGCCUCCCACACCCGCUGCGUCUCCGGGACCUUCGCAUUUCCAACCAGAUUGGAGUGAUGCGGCUGAUGACGAAGACUUCUUUCUCGCAAAAGUCCGGCAACACUUCAAAAACUGUUCUGGCCCUCAGAGGACUCGAGUCCUCGCCGAUCUGCUGAACCUCUGUACCAGCCAGCAAUUGAGUUUCGUUCACCAAUUUGUCAGCCCUUUAUUGAAAAAGGACCCAUUUACAAGUCUGCCAGACGAACUGUGUCUUCGGAUAUUAUCUUUCAUCGAUGACCCAAAAGUUUUAGCACGAGCCUCGCAAGUUUCCAAACGAUGGCGAGAUCUCCUUAGCGACGACAUGACAUGGAAGAAUCUAUGUGUCAAACACGACUACGGCCGCCGACUAUCCGAGGUCUACACACAUGCACCUAGUUUCUCAUCAAGACCAUCAGUACUGGCUUUGCAUGGACUCGAUGCCGACAUGGCCAGCAGCAGCAGUUUCCCAGGCGCGCGCCCUUAUUCCUACGCCUCAGGGACCCGAUUGUUCGAGGGCUCGAAUGCUUCUGGUCGACCCAGGUUACGGACUUACAAGUCCCACUUCAAGCAGAGAUAUCUUGUUGAAGCUGCUUGGCGAUCCGGCGGUACUAGCACAACGCGGAAUAUCACCCAAGAGGGGGGUGUCGUCACAAGCCUGCAUCUGACGCCCAAGUACAUCAUUGUGGCACUUGAUAAUGCCAAGAUUCAUGUGUUCGAUACUGAGGGAGACUCGCAACGCACCCUGCAGGGACAUGUUAUGGGUGUCUGGGCCAUGGUUCCCUGGGAUGAUACUCUGGUCAGUGGAGGCUGCGAUCGCGAUGUGAGAGUAUGGAACCUCAAGACUGGUGCCUGUUUACACACCUUGCGAGGUCACACGUCGACAGUCAGGUGCUUGAAAAUGGCCGAUGCGAACACGGCAAUUUCUGGAUCCCGGGAUACCACCCUAAGAAUCUGGGAUAUCCGAACCGGUCUUUGCAAAAACGUUCUUGUUGGCCAUCAGUCCAGUGUUCGUUGUCUCGAGAUCAAGGGAGACAUUGUCGUAUCCGGUAGCUAUGAUACUUUCGCUCGAGUCUGGAGCAUUUCAGAGGGCCGUUGCCUUCAAACGCUACAGGGCCAUUUUAGUCAAAUUUAUGCCAUUGCGUUUGAUGGUAAGCGAGUCGUGACGGGUAGUCUGGACACCAACGUGAGAAUUUGGGAUCCGACUUCUGGUGAGUGCCUGGCUAUUCUCCAGGGUCACACGUCCCUCGUUGGACAGCUUCAGAUGCGCGGUGACACCUUAGUUACUGGUGGAUCAGAUGGAUCGGUUAGAGUUUGGUCACUGAAAGAAAUGUGUCCGAUCCACCGUCUCGCAGCUCACGAUAACAGCGUCACCAGUCUGCAAUUUGAUGAUACUCGAGUCGUGAGUGGUGGCAGUGAUGGUCGAGUUAAGAUCUGGGACCUCAAAACUGGACAUCUCGUUCGUGAACUCAUCGCGCAAGGUGAAGCUGUCUGGCGUGUUGCCUUCGAAGAUGAGAAGUGUGUUGCGUUGGCCCUGAGACACGGCCGUACAGUCAUGGAGGUGUGGUCGUUCUCACCACCCGAAGAUAUGCUAUAUGACCGACCACUCUCGCUUCAACAGCGGGUACUGGAGGAUGACCCGAAUCGACCACUGAGCGCCAUGGCUAUCGACUAUCGUACUUCACAACAGACUUUGGCCAGUCCUAGCCAAGACGCUUUAACCCAGGAUGUCGAGAUGAACGACGUUGGACCUUCAACUGCCCCAUUGCAGGGCGGUACGUUCUUUCAUGACGACUGAGCUGGGAGUUUGGUGAUGCCAACGAUGGCCCUGCGUCAACCAUCGUGAUAUGACAUCGGCGAGCACCAGUGUUUCAAGCGUAACCCGAUUUUGUGGACUCAACACUUAGUAUCGAAGACGGAUCCGGUCAUCCGCACUGCAUUGCACUAUACUUUUUCUUCGAAUUGUUGUAGAGGCGCCAAGGGAUUUUGAAAGCAUGUUUUGGGCGUUGCUGCAUCACCACCAGUUCACAGAAUAUGUUAGUUAUGGAUGGAUGAUCAUGCAAAUUUGCAUGGGAGUAUGACAGCAUGAAACAAGGGGUCAUGGGAAACAGGAGCCACGGAAAUGGAAUACGGAGUUGCAUCUCAAGGCGGCUCGGACUAUAUAAGAAGUCGAUGCCAACGUUCUGGUUUUUUGACAUUGAUCGUUAUCUUCAUCAUAAUACCACAUUGACAGCGCAUGUAUAGAACGAAUAGAGAUUAGCCCAGUAAUGUUGGGUUCCACCAAUAAGACCUGCCAAUUCUUUGUUUUUUAUUUAUUUAUUCCGG
This is a messenger RNA of Fusarium verticillioides 7600, 3829 nucleotides long. Its product is annotated as F-box and WD-40 domain-containing protein CDC4. The record is from RefSeq and is a predicted model, not a curated record. NCBI's taxonomy places the organism in Eukaryota, Fungi, Ascomycota, Sordariomycetes, Hypocreales, Nectriaceae. Gene Ontology annotation, molecular function: histone binding. The transcript has 5 exons. Gene Ontology annotation, cellular component: Set1C/COMPASS complex. Bases 1278 to 3302 code for a protein of 674 amino acids.